Molecule: messenger RNA, 2039 nt
Organism: Aspergillus saccharolyticus JOP 1030-1
Lineage: Eukaryota; Fungi; Ascomycota; Eurotiomycetes; Eurotiales; Aspergillaceae
Product: DMT family transporter
Exons: 5
Coding region: 377-1660 (427 amino acids)
Biological process (GO): regulation of peptide transport
Cellular component (GO): membrane
Source: RefSeq, a predicted model, not a curated record
CUGCUUACCGCAUCCGUUCUAAGGAGUAGUACUGGAUCAGGUGGCUUGAGGAUUGCAUCAGCUUGGUUUUUCUUUGACGCCGCUAAAGUUAUCCUGCUCCCUGCUGUCCUCAUGACUAGCUUAAGUCAAUGACCCUACCCGGUGGGGCUCCUCUGCAACGUUUACGGUCUACGGAGUUGACUGCCCGUCGCCUUUGCAAUUGCGCCAAAGCGGGGGCGGUUUUGAGUUCUUAUCUCAACAACUCGGAACCAGACGAAGUCGCGCGUGGCCCCCUCUCCUCCUUCUUGUGCGCUCUUACUUGGAGCCAGAGAGCGCAAACGCACACACGCAUCUUCUGCCUGGAGGAUUUCAGUCAGAGAACACACACCCUCGUGUCAUGAUGGAGUCUUCCACGUUCCAUCCGCACGGGUCGGGGCUGACCCCGGGAGGCCGACGGACUCUGGGGAUCGCACUGCUGCUGAUCGUAGUUUUCCUCUGGACGGCUUCCAAUUUCCUCGCCAGUACCAUCUUCGCCGACAACACGUACUCGAAGCCCUUCUUCGUGACCUACGUCAACACAUCCCUCUUCAUUCUCCCGCUGUUCACCAUCAUCGCCAGCCGGGUAUUUAGGCUCUGGCGCGCGGGAAAGCUGUGCCGCAUCCGCUCGGUGCAGAGCUUGCUGCAGCACCUCGAUGCGCACGAUACUCAUGGCCAAGGUCGACGGAUCUCGGGCUGGGGUGAUGAAGACGCGGGGAGCAGGGGCGGUAGCCCUGAGAGACGGAGGGAAGGUUCGUCCCGGCUGGGGUUGCGGGAGACUGCGAUGUUGAGCUUUCAGUUCUGUUUGUUAUGGUUUACGGCCAAUUACUUCGCUAUGGCGUGUCUGCAAUAUACGACGGUGGGAAGUACUACCAUCCUUACGUCAACUAGCGGAGUCUGGACCCUCAUCUUCGGCGCCCUCAUCGGCGUCGAACGCUUCACCGCGCGCAAACUCCUCGGCGUGAUCGCCUCCCUGCUGGGCAUCAUCCUGAUCUCGCGCCUCGACAUGUCCUCCGAGGAGCACAAAAACCGCGAAAGCACCUUUCCGUCGAAAACCAGCACGGAAAUCGCCCUGGGCGACGCCAUGGCCGCCUUCAGCGCCAUCAUGUACGGGGUGUACACGAUAGUGCUGAAAAAGCAGGUCGGGGACGAGUCGCGCGUCAACAUGCAGCUGUUCUUCGGGCUGGUCGGUCUGCUGAACAUGUUUAUCCUCUGGCCGGGCUUCUUGGUCCUGCAUUUUCUGGGAAUCGAGCCCCUCGCGUGGCCGGACUCGACCAGGGUGUGGACGAUCGUCUGGGUGAACGCGCUGGCGUCGCUGCUAUCGGAUCUGUGCUGGGCGUACGCGAUGCUGCUGACCACGCCGCUGGUCGUGACGGUGGGGCUGAGUCUGACGAUCCCGCUGUCGCUGGUCGGCCAGAUGGUGAUCCAGGGGGAGUAUGCGAGUCCCGUGUACUGGGUUGGGGCGACGGUGGUAUUUUGCUCGUUUCUGGUGGUCAAUCAUGAGAGUCGGGCCGAUUUAGGGGAACUACCUGACCCCCUCAUCAGGAGUAGAGGGAGGCGGAGGGGGAAUGCUGUCGGAGCUUCUUCGUCCGGGUACGAAGCUAUCCCUUCUGAUGGAGAAGAGGGUUCCUCUCAUCGGGAUUGAUCGUCCCUCUGUUGCCAGUAUCUCUGGACGCACGAGUCCUUGGGAUUGAAGUUUGAAUGGCGGUUCGUCCAUUUCGAAUUGGCAACUAUUGUGGUUACCUAGUAUAGGAUGGAUACAUUACUAGCGUGCCAGUGCGUGCCUUUCAUGUUACGGUAGGUGCAAAUCAACCUAUUGAACGGAUAGAUGGGAACGUGCUUCGUUCCUUAUUCGUAUAUCACUGUAUGUUGAUUUGUAAGUUAUCGCUCUGAAGCAAAGGGCAACUGUAUGUAGUCUGCUUCCACCCGCCAGGAGACUUGUAUUGCGCACGGCGCAGGGGAAUAUACUACUGCUUGUAUGCCGCAGCUUAUGGUAAGCGACGGGCUCAAAUGCUACAUGCUCU